Molecule: messenger RNA, 7184 nt
Organism: Oncorhynchus keta (chum salmon)
Lineage: Eukaryota; Metazoa; Chordata; Actinopteri; Salmoniformes; Salmonidae
Product: BMP/retinoic acid-inducible neural-specific protein 3-like
Exons: 8
Coding region: 615-3017 (800 amino acids)
Biological process (GO): negative regulation of mitotic cell cycle; positive regulation of neuron differentiation
Source: RefSeq, a predicted model, not a curated record
GGGAGGCAGCAACUGCCUGAGCUUAGGAAUUGAACCCCGAUAACGAAUGAUCAGGCUAUUUGUGCACCCGAUGUAGGAAUUUUAGGGGUUACAAAUUAAAUUAGCAAGUGUUAAAUUAAAAAUAAGGAAGUUGAAAGAACGCGUAUUCAAUUCACUGAUUGUGAAUUAUUGUUUUUGACCGCAAUUUUUUUACUCACUUGUUUGAGGCGGACGCCCAGAGUUCUUCCCCUUCUGUUUUGAGGCUGAAGUUGUUGCGCAAGGCAAAUGUGAGAUCCACCUGCAAUCUACAGAGGAGUCUGCAAUCUACGGAGGAGCCUUCCAAUAUUUGGAUGUAUGUGCUCUGGAAUAUGAAGUGGUUUAUUUUCAGAAGGCAGGAAAAAUAAACGUUUUUCCCCCUUGUUUGGUAUUUCAGCCUCGCAUCAAUUCUUACACGGGCAGUUGAGCGAAUUUAUUUCAUAUUUUGACCACACGGAAAAUGAAAAUAUCUUUUAUCAGGGCUCGUGCAACCCCGAGAUCUCUUUGAUUCAUUAAUAAUAAACGUAAUUGGUCUCCACACUUUCAGAAAUCAGGACACAGGCAAAGUCUGGAGAGGAUGAGGAGUCGCUGGGUGAAGCAUGAGCUGCCAGGGUAUCGGUCUUAGACAGGUGCCUGUGCUGCUCUUAUGGGAGGGGGUCGCUCUGGGCCUGUUCUGCUGCUGGACUUGGGCUGGGGUUGCUGCCGCCGCGGCCGGACCCAGUGAUGACGGUGGUGCUGGGCCCAUGGGCUGGCUGCUGUCGGACAAAGGGCCCUUCCACAAUGCCCUGGAGUUCACGGAGUCUGUGGAGAGACACCAGCAGGGCUACACCACCAGAUACAAGAUCUACAGGGAGUUUGGCAGAUGGAAGGUCAACAGCCUGGCGGUGGAGUGGCGUGACAACAGUGGUGGCCUGGCUCCGCCCCUCGACCCCGACUUCAUGCACACGGUCAGGCAGCUUGGGAGGCGGCCCACACUCCGCAGGAUCACUGAGAAAAUCAUCAAGAAGUACGGGACUCACCUCCUACUGUCCGCCACGCUGGGAGGGGAGGAGUCCUUGACGAUAUUUGUGGAUAAGAGGAAGCUAAGCCGCGACCCGGAACCAUGGGCUGGAGCUGAGGGCAGCAGACACAACGGUACGGGGGCCAUGGCAGGGGCGGUGACCCUGGAGGCCCUUCACCAGCUGGCUGCCUCCUACUUCACCGACAGGGAGAGCACUCUGCGCCGGCUCCACCACCUCCAGAUUGCCUCCACUGCCAUCAGGGUGACUGAAACCAGGACGGGCCCGCUUGGAUGCAGUAACUAUGACAACCUUGACUCUAUUAGCUCAGUACUGGUCCACAGUCCAGAAAACAAGAUCCAGUUACAAGGACUCCAGGUAAUUCUACCAGCCUACCUGCGGAGUCGCUUCGUCCAGGCAGCCCUCAGCUACAUCGGCUGUAACUCGGAGGGACAGUUUGUUUGCAGGGCCAGUGACUGCUGGUGCCAGUGCGGCCCGGACUUCCCACAGUGCAACUGUCCACAGACGGACCUCCAUGCCCUGGAGAACAACCUACUGCACCUCAGGGAGGCUUGGACACUGGCCAACCAGGAGUUUGUGGAAUCAGAGGAGUUCCAAAGUUUUGCUGGAAGGUUGCCAACCCAUUACGCCGUGAACACAUCUGUCGUGGAGCACUUGUGGAGGAUGGAUGGGGGUCUGCUCCAACGCUAUAGGCAGCUGGAGACCACGAGUGGCCUGCUCCUUGACAAAGCACGUCGCGCCGCUAACAAGCUCUUCAGUCUUAGCAAGAGAUGCCGCCAUCGGCCCAGGAUAGUGCUGCAGAGGGAGAGACCCCUUCGUUACUGGCUGAGCUACAUCCUGUCCCUUCUGUACUGCAGUGAGAAUGACCAUAUCGGCCUGUACUCUGUGGAGACCCGCAGCUGCUCCUGCCCCUACCUCCACCCCCCCUGCCAGGGCCCCAUCCCCUGCUCAGUAGGAGAGGGCCCCCACUGCACCUCCUGUUCCACUGAGAACCGCACCCGCUGCUCCAGCUGCAACCCGGGCUUUACCCUGGGCCAGGGGCUGUGCCGACCCGCCGUGCCUGACCCCACGGACCCCUACCUGGGCUUGGAGAGCGACCGCGACCUCCAGGACCUGGAGCUGUGCUACCUGCUCCAGCACCGGGACCCGCGCAUCACCUUGCACGGCGUCUUCGUCAGCAACGACGUUCGCCUUAACGCCUGGUUUGACCCGUCGUGGCGGAAGAGGAUGCUGCUGACCUUGAAGAGCAACCGCUACAAGUCCAACCGUGUGCACAUGCUCCUGGGGGUGGCGCUCCAGGUGUGCCUGACCAAGAACAGCACGCUGGAGCCUGCGCUGUCCGUGUUCGUCAACCCGUUCGGGGGCAGCCACUCGGAGAGCUGGACCAUGCCCAUCGGCCAGCAUGGCUACCCCGACUGGGAGCGGACCAAGCUGGAUAUCCCCCUGGACUGCUACAACUGGACCUUGACACUGGGCAACCGGUGGAAGAGCUUUUUCGAGACAGUGCAUUUCUACCUGAGGAGCCGCAUUAGGGAUUCGGUGCCAGGCUUGGCUCCAGGGCCAGAGGUUAGGGGACACAGGAACGCUAGUACAGUGUACCUGGAAUCACCAGAGGGCACCGUGGAACCAGUGGUAGCAUCUUCAUCCCAGAACAUGGGCUACAUGAAGAUCAACAGCAUGCAGCUGUUUGGAUACAGCAUGCACUUUGACCCAGACACCAUCCAGGACCUGAUCUUGCAGCUGGACUACCCGUACACUCAGGGAUCCCAGGACUCGGCCCUGCUGCAGCUGGUGGAGAUCCGCUACAGGGUCAACCGACUCUCUCCUCCAGGGGCUCAACAGAUGGACCUGUUCUCAUGUCUGCUCCGUCACAGACUGAAACUGUCCAGCUCUGAAGUGACCAGAAUACUGGCUUCCUUACAGGCUUUCAGUGCCAGACAACCAAACUCUGUGGAGUACGAAGCAACCAAACUAUGUAGUUAAUAAUGAGCGGUGGGCAGGACCAAUGUGAUGUUUUUUCUAUUAACCCAAUCAGAGACAAUGUCUGCCACAUAAAGCUUAUAGAUUUUGUCCAAUGGGUCCAUUUGUAUCGGUGUACACUGUUCAUGGCUUUAGUUGUAUGUAAGUGUCAUUGAAUUUGAUGUUUUCUAAUCACUCAAAUCAAUCCAAUUGCUUUCAUUUGUGUACUUUUAUGAAUUUUUGGAAACAAACCAUCAAUUGGUUAUUACAUUGAUGUUAGUACAUGCACCCGACUGGAGCAUAUGUAUCAAUCCAAUUCAUCUGCUGAGGGAAGGGGAGUGAGACGCUGCAUAUGGGCUGUGUUUGUACUGACCAUCUGAAGCUGCAGAAUACAUUGUCUCACAGUGUCUCUAUUCUCCAAUGGGGAGAGAAGGCAUCCUUGGCACAGAUUACCAAGCAUAUAGUGGGGAGAUUGAGAGUAGUAGCCUCCUACUCUGUACCUGGCCGACAUUCACAUUUACUGUGAGGGAUGAGGGAGGGAAGCAGAGAGACAAACACGGGCUAGGUAUCAAUGGCCAUGAUCAGAGAUACAGUUGAAGUCUGACGUUUACAUACACCUUAGCCAAAUACAUUUAAACUCAGUUUUUCACAAUUCCUGACAUUUAAUCCUAGUAGAAAUUCCCUGUUUUAGGUCAGUUAGGACUCACCACUUUAGUUUAAUAAUGUGAAAUGUCAGAAUAAUAGUAGAGAGAAUUAUUUAUUUCAGCUUUUAUUUCUUUUAUCACAUUCCCAGUGGGUCAGAAGCUUACAUACACUCAAUUAGUAUUUGGUAGCAUUGCCUUUAAAUUGUUUAACUUGGGUCAAAUGUUUCAGGUAGCCUUCCACAAGUUUCCCACAAUAAGUUGGGUGAAUUCUGUCCCAUUCCUCCUGACAGAGCUGGUAUAACUGAGUCAGGUUUGUAGGCCUCCUUGCUCGCACAUGCUUUUUCAGUUCUGCCCACAAAUUCUCUAUAGGAUCAGGGCUUUGUGAUGGCCACUCCAAUACCUUGACUUUGUGGCCCUUAAGCCAUUCUGCCACAACUUUGGAAGUAUGCUUGGGGUCAUUGUCCAUUUGGAAGACCCAUUUGCGACCAAGCUUUCACUUCCUGACUGAUGUCUUGAGAUGUUGCUUCAAUAUAUCCACAUCAUUUUCCUUUCCUCAUGAUGCCAUCGAUUUUGUGAAGUGCACUAGUCCCUCCUGCAGCAAAGCACCCCCACAACAUGAUGCUGCCACCCCCGUGCUUCACGGUUGGAAUGGUGUUCUUCGGCUUGCAAGCAACCCCCUUCUUCCUCUAAACAUAACGAUGGUCAUUAUGGCCAAACAGUUCUAUUUUUGUUUCAUCAGACCAGAGGACAUUUCUCCAAAAGUACGAUCUUGUGCAGUUGCAAACUGUAGUCUGGCUUUUUUUAAUGGCGGUUCUGGAGCAGUGGCUUCUUCCUUACUGAUCUGCCUUUCAGGUUAUGUCGAUAUAGGAGUCGUUUUACUGUGGAUAUUGAUGCUUUUGUACCGGUUUUCUCCAGCAUCUUCACAAGGUCCUUUGCUGUUGUUCUGGGAUUUAUUUGCACUUUUCGCACCAAAGUACGUUCAUCUCUAGGAGACAGAACGCGUCUCCUUCCUGAGUAUGACGGCUGCGUGGUCCCAUGGUGUUUAUACUUGCGUACUAUUGUUUGUACAGAUGAACGUGGUACCUUCAGGCAUUUAGAAAUGGCUCCCAAGGAUGAACCAGACUUGUGGAGGUCAAACAUUUGUUUUGAGGUCUUGGCUGAUUUCUUUUGAUUUUCCCAUGAUGUCAAGCCAAGAGGCACGGGGUUUGAAGGUAGGCCUUGAAAUACAUCCACAGGUACACCUCCAAUUGACUCAAAUUAUGUCAAUUAACUUAUCAGAAGCUUCUAAAGCCAUGACAUAAUUUUCUGGAAUUUUCCAAGCUGUUUAAAGGCACAGUCAACUUAGUGUAUGUAGUGUUCUGACCAACUGGAAUUGUGAUGCAGUGAAUUAUAAGUGAAAAAAUCUGUUUGUAAUCAAUUGUUGGAAAAUUACUUGUGCUAUGCACAAAGUAGAUGCCAAAACUAUAGUUUGUUAACAAGACAUUUGUGGAGUGCUUGAAAAACUAGUUAAUGACCUAAGGGUACGUGAACUUCCGACUUCAACUGUAGUUCUCACGCGGAGCAAGAGGGAGUUGAUUUAAAGUCUCAAAGACCAUUGGGUAAAUCUUAAAUAGCACUUGUGCAGAAGUCACUAGUAGUCAAGAAAUCUAGAUUCAUAAGACAUUUUCUCCUGGGGGUAAAGGAGAGGCUUGAUUUUCUGAUAUUCUCUACUAACCACUGUUCAUAUUGAAUUUAAAGAGGAUGAGAGCUGAAGGGAUUAUGCAAUGUGAUGGUACUUUAUGGAGGUAGGGGGUAUUUUUCGACUGUGUAUAAGGGUGUUUUUCUGUAGUCUAAUAGUGAGAAGCUUGUAUAUGUUAUUUUGUGUGUUAUUUAUGCAAGACUUUUUAAAAAUCUAAUUAAAAAAUAAUCCAUCCCAUCUCUUCCCUUUGUUGUAAUUCUGAUUUAAGGGAAAGAGAAAGUGGGUAGAAACAGAAGCAAUUGAAAACACUACAAAUGACGCACUCCUUGUCUCCAAAAUAUGCAGUCGUUUAAUUUGUAAGUAAAUUGGAUUGCUUUCCAAAUUUGACAGAACCAUUUUCAGCGAGGUAAGGUUUAGAUUUCUAGUCAGUUAAAAAAAAAGGUCCUAGUUAUAUUUGCAUAUCCAAAUGAAAAGUAAAGUAAUUCAAAUCAAGGCUGAGUAAACAAACAAACAAACAAACAGCUAUGCCACCCAUGUGUAGCAUUUCAUCGACAAGGCCCAAAUGUACUUGAACAAAAAAAAAACGUUAUAAUGCUCCUUGAUUGUGGGUUUGCAACGUCCCCGGAUCGCUAACCUUUAUACGGUGUUGUCUUUCAAAAUGUUAUUUACCAAGAGGGAACCAACGUCAUUUAGUAGGGAGGCCAAUUUUUAUCUGUUGAAAUAUGUUAAUUCAAUGGUUGUUCACAACUGUCCAAUUUUGUAAACAUGGUGUUUGAUUGUGAUUGUACAGCAUAUAGGCCUAUAUCUGCCAAUGUAGAGUUUUUAAACACACAGAGACAGAGAUGAGCAUAGAAGGAUGAAGGAAACACACACACACACUGAAUGAUUAGCUGAGGCUUUGGGCUGACAGGCCAGUGGGCCUUGGAGGAAACAUGAGUUAGACUAAUGUGUGUGUCUGUUUUACAAGUGGGCUUGCGAGGGGAGGCCGGGCUGCGGGUGAAGAGGAAGAGUUUAUGGAGAGGAGUCUCUCAGGAGAGGCAUUAAAAAUAAUGUCUGACAAUCCACAGGAAGGAAUGAACUCGCCCUAGUCCACCGAGACCAAACGAGAAAUCUGUGUGUUCAUUGUACAACAGCAGUUCCUCUAUAUGAAACAGCCCUGUUGUUAAAGCUGAGCCACGCUCUACCGUGCUGGCCGGAUUAGGCAUCCACCACUGGAACCGUGCUGGCCGGGUUAGGCAUCCACCACUGGAACCGUGCUGGCCGGGUUAGGCAUCCACCACUGGAACCGUGCUGGCCGGGUUAGGCAUCCACCACUGGAACCGUGCUGGCCGGGUUAGGCAUCCACCACUGGAACCGUGCUGGCCGGGUUAGGCAUCCACCACUGGAACUGUGCUGGCCGGGUUAGGCAUCCACCACUGAAACCGUGCUGGCCGGGUUAGGCAUCCACCACUGGAACCGUGCUGGCCGGGUUAGGCAUCCACCACUGGAACCGUGCUGGCCGGGUUAGGCAUCCACCACUGGAACCGUGCUGGCCGGGUUAGGCAUCCACCACUGGAACCGUGCUGGCCGGGUUAGGCAUCCACCACUGAAACCGUGCUGGCCGGGUUAGGCAUCCACCACUGGAACCGUGCUGGCCGGGUUAGGCAUCCACCACUGGAACUGUGCUGGCCGGGUUAGGCAUCCACCACUGGAACUGUGCUGGCCGGGUUAGGCAUCCACCACUGGAACCGUGCUGGCCGGGUUAGGCAUCCACCACUGGAACCGUGCUGGCCGGGUUAGGCAUCCACCACUGAAACCGUGCUGGCCGGGUUAGGCAUCCACCACUGGAACCGUGCUGGCCGGGUUAGGCAUCCACCACUGGAACCGUGC